AUGGAUGAUGAUUGUUCGGAUAUCUCUGAGCUUAGCUCGCCACCUCAAUCCCCUCUUCCUCCGCCGGGUUUCUAUCCCUCGCCGCCCCCAUCGCAGGACGCGGAUGAGUUGAGUAGCGCCGCACGCGGCCAAGACGAACCCCCCGCCAGGAAGAGGAGACGAGUCGCCGCGCCCAAGGAACGCCAGACGCAGCAUCUCGACCUAUCCGCCGAUUCUGGUCUGUCUCGUGAGGAGCAGCAAUCACAGGUCGACUUGCUCACCAAGACGCUUCGUCGUCACCGCAAAAUCGUCGUCAUCGCUGGUGCUGGCAUCUCCACGUCGGCUGGCAUUCCUGAUUUCCGGUCCACGGAUGGUUUAUUCAAAUCCCUUUCCAAGAAACACAACCUCAAGGCGUCCGGAAAGCUUUUGUUUGACGCCGCCGUCUACCAAGAUGAAACCCUUACCGCAUCCUUCCAGGACAUGGUGCGGUCGCUGUCGGAGGAGGCAGCCAAGACUUCUCCUACCGAGUUCCACCAUAUGCUAGCCCGUCUCGGGCACGAGAACCGACUCACCCGCCUGUACACCCAGAAUAUCGACGCCAUUGAGACCUCAAUGCCCCCGCUGGCCACCCAGAUCCCCCUCAAUGUUAAAGCACCAUGGCCGCGCACAAUUCAACUUCACGGAAGCCUGGAUACUAUGGUGUGCCAAAAGUGUCGUCAUCUUGGUGAAUUUGACCGAGACAUGUUCGACAGACCUGAUGCGCCCGAGUGUCCCGCAUGCGCCCUGAACAACCAAUUCCGUAUGGAGACUGGUCAGCGGAGUCACGGUGUUGGCAAGAUGCGCCCACGCAUUGUUCUCUACAACGAACACAACCCCGACGAGGAAGCUAUCACGUCUGUAAUGAAUGCCGACAUUCGCUCGCGCCCGGACGCUUUGAUCGUGGUCGGAACCAGCAUGAAGAUUCCCGGCGUGCGUCGCCUGGUCAAAAGUCUUUGCUCCGUGAUCCGUAGUCGCCGCAACGGAGUUACAAUGUGGAUCAACAAUGAACCGCCCUCAGGCAAAGAAUUCGAAGACUGCUGGGAUCUCAUGGUCAAGGGAGACUGUGAUGAAGUCGCACGGAUUGCCUCGUUGGGUCGCUGGGAUGACGUCUCGGACAGAGUGUUUGAUGAGAGCAAUCUUUCCGAAGUUGAACGUGCUAAAAAGAAGGGCGCUGUGUCCAUUGUUAUUGAGACACCCAAGAAGAAGCAGAAGGUCCAAACUGGAUUUCUCACGCCUUCUUCUAGCCACGACGAAGAGCAACUGCCGCAUAAAGAACCCAAAGGCACUCGUCCAAACCCCGCUAGUCGGGGACGAAAUCUCAAAGACGUACUUACCAGCGCGAAGUCCAGUGAACCGAAGAAACCUGCUCCCAAGAAGGCUGCGCCCAAGAAAGCUGCGGCUAAGCAGCGGGGCAAGAAGCAAGAGCCGCCCCAGAAUUCAAGAAUCACUACAUUUAGCAGAGUCACCAAGACAUCCAAGGCUGCCGGUGACGACAAGGCCUCGAAGCUGGAAAAGGACGAUGCUAAGCCUAUGCACCCACUUCCACCCGGUGCAGCUCGCAACAAUGGCCCCAUGUUCCCUCAUUUGGCUAAUAAAGGAGAUGCCUGUGCCAGCAGUGAAAUUUGGAAUAAACCCGAGACGAUUUCUCCCAAGUCGGUCCCCCAUGGGAUGAGUGACCUGUUGAACGGGCCUGCUGCAUAG
This is a messenger RNA of Aspergillus wentii DTO 134E9, 1719 nucleotides long. Its product is annotated as putative SIR2 family histone deacetylase (Hst4). Bases 1 to 1719 code for a protein of 572 amino acids. The transcript has 2 exons. Gene Ontology annotation, cellular component: mating-type region heterochromatin. Gene Ontology annotation, molecular function: NAD+ binding; histone deacetylase activity, NAD-dependent. Gene Ontology annotation, biological process: negative regulation of transcription by RNA polymerase II; replication-born double-strand break repair via sister chromatid exchange; pericentric heterochromatin formation. The record is from RefSeq and is a predicted model, not a curated record. Lineage: Eukaryota; Fungi; Ascomycota; Eurotiomycetes; Eurotiales; Aspergillaceae.